UUAAUUUUCAAUUGGAUCUUCACGCAAAAAACACUCGAAAGUACAGAAAAAUAAUUCACUAUGUCUGAACAUCCCGCGCAUUUCUCUGGCGAAUUCCACGCUCGCGUCCCUCCGUCCGAGCCCAUGAUGAAAGGAGGACAUCAACCUGGCAUCAAAGUCGGCAACGACCGCCUCCCAGAAUCCCACCUCGAGACAUUCCCUCCAGGAACUGCUCCCCCCGAAUCAUCCUUCCGCCCCAAUCCCAUUUCCGAAAUCCCAGGCCAAGCCAACAACCCCGAAGUCGACGCCUCUGGCCGGUCAGACCCUCUCGACUUCCCCGGCGCCACAUCAAAAGACGUAAGCAACAGCUACGGCCGUCCCAUGCAGGGUCUCGAAGGCCGGGAAGUAGCCUCACAGCUGCCGGGCAAGAAACACACCGGCACGCGAGAGCAUCCUCACGGCCAUAAGGAAGCGGGAGCGGGACUAGGAGCUAUUGCGGCGAAUGUCAACAAGAGCGAUCCCGUGAGGGAGCAUGGGUGGGAUUUGCCCGAGGGCGUGGAGAAGGGCAUGAGGGGCAAGGUUGGUGAGAGUUUGACUGGGGCGGAGGGGGUAGAGCCCGUGAAGGCGGAUGAGGUUGCUUCGGAGAGAUUUUAAGAAAAAGAUGUGAUGAUGAUUUUGGAGUUUUGUUGAUGAAUUUGUAUUUUGUGCUCUUGCACCCGGAGUCUAAAAAGACAUUGUGUAACG
This is a messenger RNA of Trichoderma harzianum CBS 226.95, 723 nucleotides long. RefSeq lists its product as hypothetical. Bases 61 to 633 code for a protein of 190 amino acids. The record is from RefSeq and is a predicted model, not a curated record. Lineage: Eukaryota; Fungi; Ascomycota; Sordariomycetes; Hypocreales; Hypocreaceae. The transcript is spliced from 2 exons.